Molecule: messenger RNA, 971 nt
Organism: Echinops telfairi (small Madagascar hedgehog)
Lineage: Eukaryota; Metazoa; Chordata; Mammalia; Afrosoricida; Tenrecidae
Gene: GPX7
Product: glutathione peroxidase 7
Exons: 3
Coding region: 1-516 (171 amino acids)
Biological process (GO): response to oxidative stress
Molecular function (GO): glutathione peroxidase activity
Source: RefSeq, a predicted model, not a curated record
AUGUUGGUGAAGGCAAAGAAUACUGGCGGUGUGGAGGGCUGCGGAAGAGCCAACGAACCAGGCCUAGAGAAAUCCAAACGCUUCUUCGAAGUAUCCCUGGUGGUGAACGUGGCCAGCGAGUGUGGCUUCACAGACCAGAACUAUCGGGCCCUGCAAGGGCUGCAGCGGGACCUGGGCCCCCACCACUUCAACGUGCUGGCCUUCCCCUGCAACCAGUUUGGCCAGCAGGAGCCUGACAGCAACAAGGAGAUUGAGAGCUUCGCCCGCCGAACCUACAGCGUCUCUUUCCCCAUGUUCAGCAAGGUCGCAGUCACAGGCACUGGUGCCCACCCCGCCUUCAAGUACCUGACCCAGACUUCUGGGAAGGAGCCUACCUGGAACUUCUGGAAAUACCUAAUAGCACCAGAUGGGAAGGUGGUAGGGGCUUGGGAUCCAACAGUGCCGGUGGAGGAGAUCAGACCCCAGAUCAAUGCACUUGUGAGGAAGCUCAUCCUGCGGAGCCAUGAAGAGUUAUAAUCACUUUCUGUCUUUGCCCAUGACCCCCAUCCUGCCCCACCUGUGCAUAGGCCACCAAAGUAAAUUCAAAUGGUGCUUCAAGGGGAGAGAUCCUAACUCUCUCCCUUCCUCCACUAAUAGCCCAUCCCAUCACUCCUGUGGGGGAGGGGGUGGGGGUGGGGAAUCCUAGUACUUCUUAUUAUUUAAAUCUUAGGGCGACAAGGAGGAACACCUAGCCAAUGAGAGUUCUUGCCCAAUGAUUUUUCAGCCAAUAAGAACUUCCAGACAAUGAAAAUAUGUGGUCAAUAGAAGUGCCUCAAGCAGUAAUCGCUAGCCAAUGAGGACUCUCAAGAAAACGGAGCCAGUUCCUACCUCACAAGGCUGUUUGUUGUGAGGGUUCAAAUGAAAUACCUGUUCAAGUGCCUAGGCAGGGCCAACUAAGGAGGAGCCAUUCAAUAAAUGUGUUUGCAUAUAAA